Messenger RNA from Rhinolophus ferrumequinum (greater horseshoe bat), 2087 nucleotides. It is a transcript of the gene NOXRED1, whose product is annotated as NADP dependent oxidoreductase domain containing 1. NCBI's taxonomy places the organism in Eukaryota, Metazoa, Chordata, Mammalia, Chiroptera, Rhinolophidae. Gene Ontology annotation, molecular function: pyrroline-5-carboxylate reductase activity. The record is from RefSeq and is a predicted model, not a curated record. The coding region runs from base 571 to 1662 and encodes 363 amino acids. Gene Ontology annotation, biological process: L-proline biosynthetic process. The transcript is spliced from 7 exons.
AGGUCAUGGAGUAGUGGUGCCCAGACAGAGCAGGGCUGUGUGGCUGACAGAGCACGCAGCUAGGAGACGAAAGACCUGGCUUCUUGUCCGAGCUCUACCACUGACAAGCUGUGAGAUGCUGGGUGAGGCCCUUUCUCUCUGGACUCAUUAUCUCAGCCUGAAAUAGGAGGGCCUGGUUCUCUCAGAGCUUGUAAAAUUCUAUGCUCCUGCGACUGCACAGUGGAUGCAGUGGUAGGAAGGAGGGAGGAUGCUUGUACAGAGGCAUGGAAUGCUUUAAGCCAUUCUGGUUCUCAACUGGGGGCGGUUUUGCCCCCCAGGAGAUGUGUCAAUAUCUGGAGACACUUUGUUGCCACACUGGAGUGUGCUAUUAGUAGACAGAGGCAAGGGGUGCUGCUAACAUCCUACAAGGGGUGCUGCUGACAUCCUGCAAUGCACGGGACAGACGCCACAGCAGAGUGAUCCUGCCCACGUGUCGGUAAUGCCAACGCUGAGAAAUCUGCUUUAGGAGGAUCAGACUCCAACUUUGGCUCCUCCACUUUGCAAUCCUCUGCAAUUCCAGGAGGUGGUGACAUGGAAAUGGCCAUGCUAGAGGAUCUUGAGUCCCUGCAGUUCGACUAUGGGAUGGAGGAGGAAGACCGCAGCUGGCUGUAUUUGCAGGGUCGUUUUCGGGGGCUUAUGAUCAAGGGCUGUGCACACGCAACCUUCUUCUGUAAGCUACUCCGUAAUUUGAGACAGUCAUUACACGAGACGCACAUGUCCACAGAUCUCAAGACGAGAUCUCUUGAUGAUAGUCCCGAUGAUGAUGAGUUAAAAGUGGGCAUCAUUGGAGGCGGCCACCUUGGGAAGCAGCUGGCUCGCGUACUGCUUCAACUUGUCCCCGUUCCUGCUGAGAGGCUGCGGAUCUCCACGCGGAGGCCAGAGACCCUGGACGAAUUGAAGAAACUGGGAGUCCAGUGCUUUUACCAUAACUCUCGCCUGGUGGCCUGGGCCGACGUGAUAUUUCUCUGCUGCCUGUCAUCUCAGGUGCCUCAUAUCUGCUCCGAAAUUCAAACCAGCCUUGGAAAAGCCUGCAUUGUGUACAGCUUUGUAGCUGCCGUCCCAAUACCCAGGUUGAAUCUCCUACUGAAACAUACCAAUAUCUUGCGGCCUCGGUAUCAGUGUUUUGAAGGUUUUGCCAACAUCUGGGGAGCCAACAAGGAGAUUAUAGCUGCUCUCCAAGAUCCUGUGAUUCUUCAGGCUACCUGCCCCUUCAAUCCUGCUGGCGGAAUAAUCCUCAACAUCAAGUGGUUGGAGGGACUGUUCUAUGCAGCCCUGAACGUCUGCACGGCAGAGGCCAUGCCCCACUUACCAGCGCUGCAUCUUAUGAACGAACUCUUCCUGUCCGUGCACCACGAGGACUGUGGGGAGGACGGCGCAUCCUGCCCGCAGUUUCAGUUACAAGAUUUUGUCAGCAAAGUCUAUGCCAAGAACCUGCCUCGGGCACGGCCUUUCCCCUGGUUUGAGCUGACUGCUGUGCAACUCACGGAAACUCCCUUUAGCCGGCAUCUCUUAACCAACACUGCUCUCCGGAACCACCUUAUGCAUCUAUACUGUGAUUCAUUUGGCAUCUCCCUAAGCAAAGAACAGCAGCCCGUGGUUUCCACGGGCUCUCCAUCCCAAUAAGAGAGGAGACCUCAGGAAUCAGGAUAUUUUCCCCUCUACAAUGGUUGGACCCUGAUUAUCACAAUAGAUGGUGGGAGUCAUGUGACUGUACGGUGUUUGCCAUGGGUUCAGCACUAGGGGAUUAAAAAAUUGUACUGAUGGCUCUUUAAAAUGUAGAAUAACGCAAGAAGUUCUUGACAUUGGUAUAUUUGUGUGUAUCUGGCUUUUGGAAGCAACCAAAUGAAACUACAUGACCUGACAUACUUAAGCAAGCUGCUUAAUACAAAUUCUUUCUCUUCUAAAAGCUCAAUUCAGGAAAUUAUAAUGUCAUCAUUAGACAGUUACAUACAGUAGCUUCUUUUCCUAUAGCAGUAUGUAGCUGACAUGAUUUUCCUACCAUUUUAGAUAGAGAAAUAAAAUGGGUGGUAAACAAUUUAAUAAUGACU